This is a messenger RNA of Paramecium octaurelia, 1370 nucleotides long. The record is from the annotation of a GenBank genome assembly. Lineage: Eukaryota; Ciliophora; Oligohymenophorea; Peniculida; Parameciidae.
UUAAAAUAGCAAUAGAAUGUUUCAAGGAGAUCAAUAUUUUGAAUGUCAUUUGGUUGAGACUCAACUGAAUGAUCAGGGAUAUCAAAAUCUAGUUGACAAAGAGGAGACAUUUUAAUAAAUUGAGAAAUUAGAUAGUGGGUUUUGCAAUUAUCUAAAAAAUGAUAUUUUAAAUGAUAAAAAAUAAUUAUAGUAACUAUUAAUUAGAAUUAAUUAACAGUGGAAUAAGAAUUUAAUGGUAGAACUUAAAAGAGAAGAAAUCUUCACUUUGAUUAUAUUAAUGUUUCUUAAUUAAAUAAAUAGGAAACAAUAGUUUGGAGGAUUUUAUUUAAUAAAUAUGGAACAUUUUAAGAAAUCUUAAAUUAGACUUUGUACUCAAAAGAUGCGAUGCAUAGAGAAUUACUUACGUUUAUUUUAUAGGAAUAAAGACAAUCUUUUAGAGAGUUCAUUCGAUAACAAAGAAAAAGAGCAAUUUAAAAAUUAAAUUGUUAAAUUCAUAAAAAAUAUACAAAAAGUCGAAUUUUCAUUUAAUGAAGGUGACGAAAAAAGCAAAUUAAACAUAUCUAUUAAUGCAACCAAUCAUCGUAAUGAAGAUUAAAUGAAUUCAACUGUUGUUGACUUUGCAGAUCGGAAUAUUGGAGGGUUAACAUUAGAUAGUUAUAAUUGUGCCUAGGAGGAAGUAGACAAUUAUUGUUAUAUUUUAGAUUCUAAUGCUUAUUUUUCCAGAAGCUCUAGUAACUAUGAUAUUUAUUCCACCUAUGAAGGAUAAUGAAGCUGUUUUAAUAACUAAUAUAAAGAAGUUCUCUAAAUAUUCUGGAUACGAAUAAUCUUUCACCUGGAAAGAAUAAGAUGAUUUAGAUAAGAAUUUCUUUAAUAUGCUAGUAAUUAUUAUUAAUACUUAGGCCAUUGAUGCAAAGCCAUUUAGUGGAAGCACAAUAUAGUUUAAGAAACACAAUUUAGACAGAGAGAUGCUGAAAUGUUACUCAGGAUUCUCAUUAGCUUUAAAAUACUAGCCAAAUAAUGAUAUUUCAACUGGAAGAUGGGGAUGUGGUAUAUUUGGAGGAAAUCAGUAUCUGAAAACAAUGAUUCAGUUGAUUUGUUUUGCUUAAGCAAAAUAUGAAAAUGAAAAUAGUACAGCAAAAUUGAUAAUUAAUACUUUGAAUAAUCCGAACCUAAUAAAUUUUGUAAAUGACCUUAAGAAAUAUGAAUCAAUAUUAAAUUUACAGAACUUAAUAAAAUUGUUUUAAGAAUUAUCAUAACGUUUUUAAUAUUCCAAUGAUGAUUAAUUCUAGGAUAUGAUAAUCAAUUACUUUUAAAAAUAAAUACAAAAAGAAGAUUUAAAUUAUUCUGAAAAGUAAAAGGGUACAAAAUGA